Messenger RNA from Coccinella septempunctata (seven-spotted ladybird), 693 nucleotides. Its product is annotated as MIP18 family protein galla-1. Lineage: Eukaryota; Metazoa; Arthropoda; Insecta; Coleoptera; Coccinellidae. The coding region runs from base 122 to 607 and encodes 161 amino acids. The transcript has 5 exons. The record is from RefSeq and is a predicted model, not a curated record.
CUUUCUCUAGUAUUUUUGUAAACAAAUAUAAUUCUAUGCGUUGUGUAUAAAUCAAAUUUUUUUUCAAAUUUACUAAAUAUAUAGCUAACUUUUACAUACCGAAAUUAAAUUUCUUUGAACAAUGAUAUCAGGGCUUGAUUGUGCUAAUUCUCAAAAAACCAACUUAUUCAAAGAAAAAGCAUCUAAAACUGACGAAAUCCAUGGUAACGCAAUUGAUAAAGAUGAGCUGAAGGAUAUUGUGUUCGACUUGAUCAGAACUAUAAGGGAUCCGGAGAAACCACAAACUUUAGAAGAUCUUAAUGUUGUAUAUGAGGAAGGAAUUGAGGUGAAAGGUUCUUCAACAGAUCAUGUCUAUGUAGUGCGUAUUGAGUUUAAUCCUACGGUUCCCCAUUGCUCUUUAGCCACCCUUAUAGGAUUAUGUAUAAGAGUUAAAUUGGAAAGAAAUGUACCUUAUCCUUUCAAACUUGAUAUUUACAUUAAGGAAGGAGCUCAUACAACUGAAGAAGAAAUUAAUAAACAAAUAAAUGAUAAAGAGAGGAUAUCAGCUGCGAUGGAGAAUCCUAAGUUGAAAGAAAUGGUAGAAAAUUGUAUUAAAGAAGAAGACUGACUUCAAAAAUUGUUAAUAAAUCUUAGUACAUACUUUAUUAUGAGGAAAGAUGCUUAUGAUAAUAAAAUGGUUUUCUUUGGAACUUU